AUGGCAGUCUUCGGAGUAGGGAAUGUGGCCGCACAGCUCGAUGAAAUCAACCAAUACCAACUUGGAUGCUACAUUAGCAGCAAUGAAGCAGUAUGGCGCAUCUUAUCAUUUGCAAUCCAUGAACGACAUCCAACUGUAGUACACUUGGCGGUGCAUCUCGAGAAUGGACAGCGCGUGUACUUCACAGCAGGUAAUGAUGAUAUUUUUGUAAAGACUCUACUUUAUUCUGAGGUACCGAAAUUCUACACAUGGAAUGCAUGGGCUAAAAAGUUUCAACGUCGCAAGCAAGGUAAAGCAGUUGAAGGACAUCCCAAUCUGUAUUCCUCUGACGCAUUUGGUCGUCUGUACACUGUUCACCCGAACAAUACAGAGUGCUUCAAUCUGCGAUUGCUGUUAAUCAAUGUACCUGGACCGACAUUCUUCCAAGAUUUAAGAGCAGUCAACGGUCAGCUGUGCGCCACUUAUCGCCAAGCUUGCCGGGAGCUAAAUCUUCUUGAGAAUGAUGCACAUUGGGACACUGCGCUCGCAGAUGCAUCGAAUACUGCGCGACCACAGCAAAUGCGCACGUUAUUUGCCGUAAUAUUGACAACCUGCUUCACAUCUAAUCCAAAAGAACUUUGGGAAAAAUACAAGGCCUACAUGAGUGAAGAUAUUCUACAUCGUUUGCACGCUGCGAAUCAAAAUCUGGACAUUCAAUUCAUACCAAACGUGUAUAAUGAGGCAUUGAUUUUGAUUGAAGACAUAUGUUUGGCAAUCGCUAACAAAGCACUGAUGCUACUGGGAAUGCCUGCUCCGAACCGACCAGCGAACGACAUUUUCGAUCGUGAUUUGGAACGAGAAACACACUUUGAUUCUGACGAACUGGAAACAUUUGUUCAGACAAAUCUUCCGCAGUUGGUUCCAGAACAACGCAUUGCGUAUGACAGAAUUAUGCGUGCUAUCACAGAACAAACCAUACGAUCUCAAAAUAAUAUUGCACUGGCCAUUGCAUCAUCUGGAAUUGCGGCAACUCUUUUGGAUGGUGGUCGAACAGCGCAUUCAGCAUUGAAACUUCCGUUAAAUUUGCAAAACACUGAGGCACCAACAUGCAACAUCAGUAAAAACUAUGGAAUGGGCAAAGUACUCCAAGCGUGUCAAAUUAUCAUAUGGGACGAAUGUACAAUGUCUCACAAGAAAGCAUUGGAAGCGAUUGAUCGUACACUGCGAGAUUUGAGGGGAAACACCCGGAUCUUCGGUGGUGCACUCAUUUUAAUGUCUGGUGAUUUUCGACAAACACUGCCGGCUUUACCACGUUCAACACUCGCUGAUGAACUUAAUGCAUGUCUCAAAUCAUCAGUUUUAUGGCGUCUUAUACAGAAAUUGACUCUGAAAACCACCUUGCGUGUACAACUACAACGGGAUACAUCGGCUAGUAAUUUUGCAAAAGAAUUAAUGGAUAUUGGAAAUGGGCGAAUGCAAAUUGAUGAUUCUACACAAUGUAUCACCUUGCCAGCAAACUUCUGUAGGAUCACAGAAAGCAUAGCCGAAUUGGUGCAAAAGGCGGCCAAAAACAUCGAUGUCAAUACCAUCAACUUCACUGUUCAGAAUGGAAUACCCGGCGAAACGACAACAUAUAAGUCCAUCGAUACUUUGUUGAAUCAAGACGAAGUUGUCAACUAUCCAACUGAAUUCUUGAAUUCGCUUGAUUUGCCAGGCAUGCCACCGCACGUUCUAACAUUGAAAAUUGGCGUGCCCAUCAUUCUUUUUCGAAACAUAAGUCCACCACGACUUUGCAACGGAACCAGACUCUCAGUCAAGAAAAUGAUGAACAAUGUUAUCGAAGCAACAAUUUUGACUGGAAAAUUCAAAGACUUCAAUUCAUCGCCAGAAGCUGGUUCUUCGAGCUGGAUAGCGCUCACGGAAAUACAGAUUAAGAUGCAGAGAGAUUGGGCAGAAUUAGUACAGCUGCGAGGACGAAUAAAAGGUUCCAUCUCGCGGUUAAGUGAAUAUGCUGAUAAGCCACCUGUAGAUUGUCAGCCUGAAGAUGUAGGAGCACGCCGCAUAUUGUUAGAAGACUUCUACGUUGACGACGUUUUGACAGGUGCCGAUUCAGAGUCAGAGCUGAUAGAACUGCGUGAUGAGCUGGUGAAAUUAUUGAAAAUGGCGGGUAUGGAGCUCAGCAAAUGGGUAUCCAAUUCCACACAAUUGGAGGAGGAAUGGCCUGCGCAGCAUGAGAUGUUUCCGGAAGAAGUUACGAAACUUCUUGGGCUUUAUUGGAACCCUACAGAAGACAUAUUAACUUAUAGUGUUCGAACACAAGCUCAGCGGGCCAUUAACAAAACCCAAAUCCUAUCGGAUGUUUCUAGACUAUUUGACCUGUUGGGUCUUUUGGCUCCUAUCGUUGUGCGAUUCAAAAUUAUGUUUCAAUUGCUUUGGUUGCAAAAUUUGUCAUGGGACGAAACCUUGUCUCCCAACUUGGCAGAAACAUGGGCCCAAUACCAGCAGGAUCUCAGUCAA
Messenger RNA from Rhagoletis zephyria (snowberry fruit fly), 2496 nucleotides. RefSeq lists its product as uncharacterized. Gene Ontology annotation, molecular function: DNA helicase activity. The record is from RefSeq and is a predicted model, not a curated record. Gene Ontology annotation, biological process: telomere maintenance; DNA repair. NCBI's taxonomy places the organism in Eukaryota, Metazoa, Arthropoda, Insecta, Diptera, Tephritidae.